Molecule: messenger RNA, 1776 nt
Organism: Ramularia collo-cygni
Lineage: Eukaryota; Fungi; Ascomycota; Dothideomycetes; Mycosphaerellales; Mycosphaerellaceae
Exons: 1
Coding region: 1-1776 (591 amino acids)
Molecular function (GO): protein binding
Source: RefSeq, a predicted model, not a curated record
AUGGCUCCCACGGCGCUCAGCGAUCUGCCACCCGAGCUUCUACUCCAUGUCACCGAUCACUUGAGGGAAGCCGCCUCGAUAGCUUGUCUUGGACGUACAAGCAAGAAGCUGCGAGAUUUCGUGAACGAAGAGGCCUGGAAGAGCUUCGCUAGACGCCGGUUCCCUACGAUCUGCCCUCCGGAGUCACCUUCAUUCAAGGAGACAACACGCACCCUAACAAGUUUAUCCCGAGCAUUGGACAAGCGAGCAUUCGUGGCAAAAUGCAUCGAACCGGCCGGCGAAAUCACCGCGUUCCCGGGCAGAAGAAACAUUGAAAGAUGGAAGCGGCCUCAUGGUCAAACGAUUGGAUUUACUCCCCAUAUCGACGUGUACGAUGAAGUCGGGCAGACGUGGCGUGACAGAGAAGAGGUGCUCGCCUUCAGCGCGGGCGCACAGAUCUGCCUGAGACAAACGACGAGGACAGCGGCUGGUGGAAUUUCCUCGAGAUGGACCACAUAUAGACCACUUUCUGCAUAUGAGGGCAGAGACGAUGUCACUUGCCUGCAUCUUGUGCGUCCGAAAAACUUGGCAGCGAGUACUCUCGAUGUGAUCACCGGCACCGCAAAUGGAGAUUUGCAGAUGACUUGUUUGCCACGGGCCACUUCUUCAGUUGACGAUGCGAAGAUUACAUACUUCACCACCCAAGGUAUGCCUGUCCGUUCAAGUAGUCUGCUACAAGAUGAGACUGAGCCYACGCUGCUCGCCGCUAGCCUGGGGGAGUCCAGUCUCGCUUUGUAUCGGGUGGACGACCAGAAGGCCAAAACAUCUCCCUCUAGCCAAGUGGACUUGAAGCCCGUCUUACGAGCAGAUGGUCAUCCUACCUCGCAACGUAUUUGGUCCACGAAGUUUUUCUCACCCUCGACACUUGCAGUCGGGGUAGGACCAUCGGCUCAACCGAUUCAGAUAUUCUCCAUUACACCGUCGGGCAUCAUGAGGGAUCCACUGCGAAAGUUUGCGCUUGAAAAUGACACUCGCGAGCUUGACAGUGUGGAAACAUUCAAGCCACCAACAUCCUCUGUCUACACAAUUGAGCCUCUGUCUCCUUCAAUCUCUGGUAGCGUGUUCCUUUCUGGGGCUUACGAUGGCAUUGUUCGCUUACAUGACCUGCGCUCAAGUCGCGAGAGUCAGGCUCGCUUUGUCGACCCAAGCGAUGACAGUCCUAUCUAUAGUAUUCUUCCGCGAGGUCAUGAAAAGAUGGUCGUUGGAACGGGAAGGCACAAUCUGCUCAAGAUCUUUGACCUCCGCAUGGGCGCAAAGUGCUACGAUGUUCCCAAUCUUUCCUACAAAGAUUCCAAACCCUCCCCAGACAACGACUUCAACCUCUAUUUGCGAACAAAGGGAGGAGGCCAGGGCACAAAUUGGGGUCGUGGUCGCAGUCGUGCUGCCGAAUCCUYUGUGUACUCGCUUGCUUCGCCAUCGUCUUGUUCCCCGUAUAUUUAUGCUGGGCUGGAGAACGCGAUCAUGUCGCUCAGUUUGACCGAAACCUUGGACCACCAUGCCGACCCAGCGUAUUUCCUUCCACGCAAGCCAGCUACAGGUAAGAACGGUGCCAGUGUAUCGAGCAUUUUCGACGAAAAGGAUAUUCUUGACCUGGCUAUGCAUGAACAAGGGUCUAUGGUCCUGUUCCAACAGAGGAGCUUGCACACAACCUUGAAGGCUCAGAGUGCUGGGCGCAUGCCGACCCAAACGCUUGACGUGCGAUGGAAGAGCUCAGCUGAGGUCGAUUCGGAUGUUUAG